This is a messenger RNA of Scleropages formosus (Asian bonytongue), 1865 nucleotides long. RefSeq names its product PEX5-related protein-like. Bases 33 to 1865 code for a protein of 610 amino acids. The transcript is spliced from 14 exons. Gene Ontology annotation, molecular function: protein binding. Gene Ontology annotation, cellular component: peroxisomal membrane; cytosol. Lineage: Eukaryota; Metazoa; Chordata; Actinopteri; Osteoglossiformes; Osteoglossidae. The record is from RefSeq and is a predicted model, not a curated record. Gene Ontology annotation, biological process: protein import into peroxisome matrix, docking.
GGAAGAAGCAGAAUUCGCACUUUACGCUCAAUAUGUACCAGGGCCAUUUACAGGGGAAAGACUCUAGGGCGGCAGAUAAGGCUGUUGCCAUGGUGCUGAAGGAGAUACCAAGUAAGGCGUCUUCAGAAGGAAAACCCCUCCUCACUGUGACAACCAAGCUGGUGACUGAACAACAAGAGAGUCGCCCCCUGCUGAGCCCUUCCAUUGAUGACUUCCUCAUUGAAACCAAGUGUGAUGCUGCGGUCCGUCCUGUGACAUCCAACACAGCAGUCCUGUCAUCAAGCUUGGAUCUACUGGACCUCAGUGAACCCAAUGAGAAGAAACAAAGUAAUGACAAGAAGAACCUAAUGGCUUUUUGUGGCGAUAGCUCUAAAAGUGCCCCAUACAGAAGUAAAGCCGAUGAGACAGAGCUGAUCCAGGUUGAUAUUGAACAAAGUGCUCCCAGUUCCCGGACUCCUGAGAGAGUGUCACUCGAUUCAGUCAAUGUGUCCUCUCCCUUGGAGAAAUGGGAGGAUCUGACGCUCCACCCUGAGAGGAACAGUAGCAGAAAAUGGAAAUUGGAAAGACGGCGUUCUUCAAAGAAUUCCUCAAGUGAAUUUUUGUGGUCCACAGAGUACAAAACUCCAUCUGAAUCAACCACAAAAAAUGUACUGGAAGUAAAUGCCAACAUAGAAGUGGAAACACUCCCUUUUUCUCAGGGUCGCUUGAGCAAGGAGCAGAGGUGGGGCAGCGCACUGCUGUCCCGAAACCAGUCCUUGGAAGAGGAGUUUGAGCGAGCCAAAGCAGCUGUAGAGUCCGACACAGAGUUCUGGGAUAAGAUGCAGGCCGAGUGGGAAGAACUUGCUCGUAGGAACUGGCUGAGUGAGAACGAGCAGCCGCAGAUUCCCUCUAACGUCUCGCCUCACGAAAAGGGUUAUUACUUUCACACGGACAACCCAUUCAAAGAUUGGACCAAUGCUUUUGAGGAGGGCGUGAAGAAGGUCAAAGAGGGAGAUCUUCCCAAUGCUGUGCUGCUCCUGGAGGCUGCCAUCCUCCAGGACCCUCAGGACUCAGAGGCUUGGCAAGUUUUGGGGACCACCCAGGCAGAGAAUGAAAAUGAGCAAGCAGCCAUUGUAUGCCUCCAGAGGUGCUUGGAACUCCAUCCCAGCAACCUGCAGGCCCUGAUGGCGCUGGCUGUGAGCCUGACCAACUCAGGCAUGCGGCAGGAGGCAUGCGAGGCCCUGCUGGGCUGGUUGCGCUACCACCCCAAGUACAAGUACCUGCUCAAGGGCCGUCAGGCCCUAGGCGUUGGCUCGCCGGGCCCCCAGCACAAGGCGUCUCGGGCCUCUGCCAGCAGUAGCACCCUCAUGGCAGACAUCAAGGAACUGUUCCUGGAGGCAGCAAUGAAGAACGCAGAUGUGAUUGACCCUGACCUGCAGACAGGCUUGGGUGUGCUAUAUAACCUCAGCUCUGAGUUCAACAAGGCCGUGGAGGCCUUCAACAAAGCUUUGUCUGUUCGACCGCAGGACUAUCUUCUGUGGAACCGACUUGGGGCCACAUUGGCCAAUGGGGACCGCAGUGAGGAGGCAGUGGACGCCUACACCAAGGCCCUGGAGCUCCAACCAGGAUUCAUCAGGUCUCGCUACAAUCUAGGCAUCAGCUGUAUCAACCUGGGAGCCCACAGGGAGGCGGCAAGUAAUUUCCUCACAGCACUGAACCUGCAGAGGAAGAGCAAAAGUCGGCAGCUCUCCCACCAGGUCACAUCUGGCAACAUCUGGGCUGCCCUGAGGAUAGCCCUCUCCAUGAUGGACCAGCCUGAGCUGUUCCAGGCAGCCAGCAUUGGGGAUCUGGACCUGCUCAUGAGGGCCUUCAAUUUGGACUUCUGA